GUUAUGUACUCCCAACUUCAACCAUGGAGUACAGUCGGCGUUUCACCAUGUAUGGAGCAGGUCGCAGGUCCUCCGAUUCCAACCAGAGUUGGAGAAUUUUAUAAGACUCCAAGGCCGCAUCCUUGGCGACCUACUUUGGGAUACGAGGUCGUAGAGAUGGCUCCCUUGCCUGCACAGCCAAUAACGAAUCUACUGGUGGAUGCUUGUCGCACGUCACAUGGAUUGGCGGCAGAGUCACUGAAAUUUCCAAAUUUGGUGACCGGUUUUGAUCGCAAUCCUUCGCACGCAGCACGUGCUGCGCUUUACACGCGAUACACUCCAUGUGAUUGGUUACAGAAUGAAAUCAAACUCUACAAUGAAGCGAAUGCGAAUAGAUAUUAUUCUGAAAAAUUGUGCAAGAACAAUGCAGACUUAAUGCGAGAAGUAGAUGAAAAGAUAAAAGAAGGACAAAUAGAGAGUGGUCGAAAACUCGGGGAAAGAAUCACAGAUGUUACUUUCUGGCGGAAUGAAGUGGCAUCAGAAUUGGAAAGAUUACUCGUAGAAAACGGUAAAAUGCAGGAUAGUCGUCGCAAAUUGCAAACCGUGAUCCAAAUUCUUGAAGGACAGUUACAUAUUGCGCAAGAAUGUCUUUAUCACCGGGAAUCGAGAAAAGGCAUUGAUUUGGUACAUGAUGAGGUCGAAAAAGCUCUACUAAAAGAAGUUGAAAUAAUGAGAAAUUCUGAGAAAAAAUUGAAACAGAUCAUGGAUAGAUGUAUUAAUCAGUUAACAAAUGGUAGAGCUGUGCAGCAUCAACUACAGAUUGAUAUACAAAACAAAGAAACAGCCCUGGGAAUUGAUAACGUGUGUCAUCAAAUGAACAAUUUUACUCGAGGUCUGCAAUAUUACGGUGGUAUAGAAAGAUAUGAUUCCAGUAUUAUUACGCCUGAAUUUUGGACAGAAGCGACAAAUAGUAUAGUGAAGAAAUCGAAGUCGGAACGAACAAAAUCGCAUCAAUUACGAAAUGAUAUUGACAAUGUUAUAAAUGCGAUAGUCCACGAAAUAAGCGAAGCUUGGGCUAAAACCAAUCAAGCGCUGGAUAGACGAAUUGCUGAAAUGUUGGAAGCGAAAGAAAAAUUACAAACGCACUUACACAAGAUUCAGAAAGAGAUUUUUGACGUCGAAAAGAGUACAGCAUUAAUACAAAAGACUAUCGCCGAUAAAAGUCCAGUAUUAAAAGUAGCGCAUACGCGACUGGAGGCCAGGACGCAUCGUCCAAACAAUGAAUUAUGCAAGGAUGAUGCUCAAUUCAGGCUGAACAAAGAAGUAGAGGAUAUUAAUAAAAUAGUGUAUGAUUUGAAUAUGAAACUGCAACAAUCUGAGACGCAACAUCAGCAACUUUUGCGCACGAGAUCUAAUCUGGAAAGCAAUUUAAAAUCUAAGAUAGAUGCAUUGUUCAUUGACAGAGAAAAGUGCAUGGGACUCAGAAGGAGUUGUCCGAUUUCGUCGAUUGUGAAAUACUGAAGAGGUUAGAUUGUAGUGCACAUAAAGUUUUUACAAAUUUUAUGAU
Molecule: messenger RNA, 1546 nt
Organism: Atta colombica
Lineage: Eukaryota; Metazoa; Arthropoda; Insecta; Hymenoptera; Formicidae
Product: tektin-3-like
Exons: 9
Coding region: 4-1500 (498 amino acids)
Biological process (GO): cilium movement involved in cell motility; cilium assembly
Cellular component (GO): microtubule cytoskeleton; nucleus
Source: RefSeq, a predicted model, not a curated record